Messenger RNA from Ahaetulla prasina, 1325 nucleotides. RefSeq lists its product as uncharacterized. The coding region runs from base 310 to 942 and encodes 210 amino acids. The record is from RefSeq and is a predicted model, not a curated record. The transcript is spliced from 2 exons. Lineage: Eukaryota; Metazoa; Chordata; Lepidosauria; Squamata; Colubridae.
UCGGAACCACUUUACCUCUGGGAUUUAAAAAAAGAAAAAGAAAAAGAUCGUGGCUUUUGAGCAUGGUUGUGGUCAGGCACAUCGGUAUUAUAAGAAAUGUAGCUCAAGCAAACCCCAAAGCCACGAUAUUCUCUUUUUUUUUUUAAUCCCAGGAGGAAAGAAUGCUGUUCCCUGUCUUUGAAAGAAGACAAGGAUUGCAUUUUCCCCACAGAAAUCAAAACAUGCAGCAGCUGGAAACCGAGGCAAGACAGUGCCUUACUUGUGAGCAGUGUAGCACAGAAGACCAGGGAGGGAAGGGCUAGUGCAGUGAUGGCCAGCCUUUUCUGGACCAAGUGGCCAAAGUGUGUGACUGAACACCCAAAACGCAAUGUGUGUGCAGCCCUUGCGCAUGUCACAUGCAUGCUCCUGCAUGCUCCCCGUGCCCCACGCAUGCGGCCCCCCUCGCACACACCUCGCCACCCUGCAUGCAAAUGUGGCUCCCCGCCCAUGCCCUGGCCCCCGCACAUGCACUGUAGAGACCCAAAGAUCAGCUGGCCGCCAGGAGACACGUGCGCAUCCACGGCAGAGCUGAACUGGGGCAAUGGCUCACGUGCCUCCAGAGACGGUGCUGCAUGCCACCUCUGGCAUACGUGCCAUAGGUUCGCCAUCACGGGGAGCCAACUCAGAAAACUCAAACUGCCCAAGGAGCUGCUGAUCCAGUUCUACAGAGGAAUUAUUGAGUCUGUCAUCUGCACCUCUAUAACUGUCUGGUUUGGUUCUGCAACCCAACAAGACAAACACAGACUUCAGAGGAUAAUUAGAACUGCAGAAAAAACAAUUUCUACCAACCUGCUUUCCAUUGAGGACCUGUAUACUGCACGAGUCAAAAAGACAGCUGUGAAAAUAUUUACAGAUCCCUCACAUCCUGGACAUAAACUGUUUCAGCUCCUACCCUCAAAAUGACACUAUAGAGCACUGCACAACAGAACAACUAGACACAAGAACAGUUUUUUCCCCGAAUGCCAUAACUCUGCUAAACAAAUAAGUCACUCAACACUGUCAAACUAUUUACUAAGUCUGUACUACAAUUAAUCUUCUCAUCGUUCCCAUUACCCAUUUCCUUUCACUUAUGACUGUAUGAACAUAACUUUGUUGCUUGUAUUCUUAUGAUUUAUAUUGAUAUUGUUUCCUGAUUGCUUAUUUGUACCCUAUGACUAUCAUUAAGUGUUGUACCUUAUGAUUCUUGAUGAAUGUAUCUUUUCUUUUAUGUGCGCUGAGAGCAUAUGCACCAAGACAAAUUCCUUGUGUGUCCAAUCACACUUGGCCAAUAAAAAAAUUCUAUUCUA